Molecule: messenger RNA, 951 nt
Organism: Colletotrichum spaethianum
Lineage: Eukaryota; Fungi; Ascomycota; Sordariomycetes; Glomerellales; Glomerellaceae
Exons: 1
Coding region: 1-951 (316 amino acids)
Source: RefSeq, a predicted model, not a curated record
AUGGACACUCCAUCGCAGCCGCCGCCGAAGCCCUCUAAAGCAACGUCAGGCUUCGGCCUGGGUCGCCGCAUCAGGGAGCUCCAUGUCGACAUCACGGGCAUCUUGUACGGGCCAAGCCUCACGCCAAGCUUCCUCGUCAGCGACAUAGUCGGCUUCUUUCUUUACGCCGUGCUCGCGACCGACUGGUCGACGAUCUGCCACGAGAAACUCUACGCCUCCGUCCCGUUCCUGCGGAAGAUCUCGGAGAACCUGCACAGCUUCUGGAACGCCUUUCGACACGAGCGGUGGCACCAGGAGGACCACGCGAGGGAGAAGAUGGACAAGUGGUGCCCUCACCUGUACAAGUCGCCGCCCGCGCGGCUGCGGUCCUACCGCGAGAUCCUCAACCGGCAGCAGGCGCUGAAGAACUGCUGCGGCGCCCAGUCGCGCAGUCUGGAGACGCGGGACGUGGCGAGGAAUAUGAUGUUGCAGGCCGCCCUGGCAUUCUGCUGGAUGUGGGCGCUGUUCAAGGACCAUCUCACGCUUGUGUGGCUGCUGGCGGCGAUCGAGAACAAGUGCGAGGGAUACAGAGACAGGAUCGAGGCGUCCAUACCGCCUGUAUUCCGCAAGGGGGAGGGCACUAUGCCUAUGGCCCGAAGCGAUCAAACUCAUUGUUGCUUGCGAAGAGUCCAACGACAAAUCAGCCGCGGCCACGACCUGGUCAGUAAGUUUGUGGAGCUGGAGAUGUGCGACGUUGGGAAAGAAGCCGUCUGGGACGAGACGGAAUGGUUGUCGGAGAAGGAUGGUGAGAUUCCGGCAGAUAUGGUCGACGAAGACCGGUUUCUUGUUAAUCGCGUCGCCUUCUCGGCGGGCCUGUCAUGGCUCAUGGUGUCCAUUAGUUGCGACUUUGCGACCUUUUACCUCCUUAUCCUGAUGCUGCGUGCCAAGAGUCGUCUCACGAAGUGGCUCUGA